GCCCCCUGUUAGGCCCUUCAAGGUCUCUGAAACGAAACGGCGACGUAUUUAAAGGGAUCUAACGUUUUUACCGUCCCGUUUAUAGGAUACUCAAGGUAGAUUUUGGAAAGCCCAUCAUGCGACCCAUAGUUGUGAGAUGUGAUUUACAAAUACCCCCGAAGUUGUCUUUUGUUUACUCCCGAAAGAAAAAUGGAAUUCCAGUCUCAAUUGUUGUUGUUUUGGUGUUUCUCUACUUUGGUUACAGGCCUAAGUUGCAGUCGCUUAACAGCUAUAACAGGAUAUAGAACUAUGAGUCAGAUAUUACAAGUUCACGCUUUCCUCGGACAUUCUUUCUCAAAGAAUGAGAACUUAAUUCCGGACUCCCUAAAACAUGAUUUAAUUCACCAACGAACCCAAAUCCCGUAUCAUAAUAUCCCAAUACAUAGGGAUGGUAUGACGGGGAAAGUAGUGGAUCCUGAUGUUAAUUUUAAACGGUCAUGUGCUACGGCUACAUCUUGUGGAAUAAAUACUGCCAACACCAAGGUUGAACCAACAAUUAUGAAAUCCAUCCAUGAAAUUAGUAAACAGGCUCUCCGUUCAACUAAGAUGGAGUUUAAUCUAUUGAGUUGUAUACGUAAAUCACCUGACUGUUCUGGUGAUUUACCAACUGUCCCUAGUAUAAUUGAUGAAUUAUUGAAAAUGGCUUCUGAGGAUGUGGUUCAGAAUUGGUGUUUUCCUAAGGGAUAUUUUCUUCGACUAACAGCUCAGAUAAGUGAAGCAGGAACUUUCUUACUACCCAAAAGAGAAACGAUCACGUUCCUUAAAAGACGAAUAAGGAGCUGCAAACCACGUGAAUCCUAUGCUACAAUAGAGGAUACUGUAACACCACUCCCGACCUUAACAAAAUUAAUUCAGAAUCCAGCAUUGCAUUGGGAUUUCGAGCUUGACACAUUUCAAAAACGUGCAAUUCUUUGUCUUGAAAACAACAAAACAGUAUUUGUUUCAGCACAUACAUCGUCUGGUAAAACGGUGAUUGCAGAAUACGCAUGCGCUAUUUGUUUACGUCGUGGUUCACGUGUCAUCUAUACAAGUCCAGUUAAAGCACUUUCCAAUCAAAAAUUUCAUGAUUUUAGGGAAAGAUUUGGUGAAAAUGUAGGACUAAUUACUGGUGAUAUCAAACUAGCUCAAGAAGCAUCACUACUUGUCAUGACCACUGAAAUAUUAUAUAAUAUGUUGUGCAAUGCAUCUGAGAUUAUCAAAAAUCUUGAAAUUGUAAUCUUGGACGAGGUACAUUAUAUUAAUAAUCCAGACAGAGGUUACGUAUGGGAACAGAUUAUGAUAAUGCUUCCUAAGCAUAUUCUACUAGUAAUGUUAAGCGCCACUGUACCAAAUAAUUAUGAAAUAGCUGAUUGGUUAGGACGUGUACGAGGUUGUGAGAUUCAUGUCAUCGCAACAGAUAAACGCCCUGUUCCACUGGAACAUUACCUAUAUACUGGCAUGACGGAACAAUAUACAUCCCACCUUCACCUUAUUGUAGACAAAGAUGGUCGCUUUAUAGAUUCAGGUUAUCAGGCAGCUGCUUUGUCGAAAAAUUUUGGAGGAUCAUCAUAUCGUACUCCUGCUUGUAGAGGGAAAGAUGCUUUCAUUAUGCAUACUAAAAAUACAUGGCUUGGAUUUGUUAAUUUGCUAAAAGAACAAAAUCUUAUGCCUGCGAUAGCAUUUACAUUCUCUCGAUCAUCCACUGAAACAUUAGCUAAAAAUCUAUCAUCAGUAGACUUAACAUGUAAAUCUGAAAAACAACAAAUUACGAAGUUUUUCUCUACAAUUACUGGUCGCUUAAGAAAAUGUGAUCGAAAACUUGCUUCAGUUAAAUUUCUUCAUGAUUUAACUAGAAGAGGACUAGCUGUUCAUCAUAGCGGGAUGUUACCUAUAUUAAAAGAAACGGUGGAACUUUUAUUUAGAGCUGGUUUAGUGAAAAUUCUUUUCGCUACAGAAACAGUUUCUACAGGAGUUAAUACACCUGCACGUUGUGUAGUCUUUACGUCGCUUGAAAAAUUUGAUGGUCAUAUUAGACGCUCUUUGGAUCCAAGUGAAUUUACUCAAAUGGCUGGUCGAGCAGGUCGUCGUGGUAUAGACGCCAAAGGUCUUGUGAUUAUUUUGGUUAGUACUAUUGGUAAAUCGUUAAAAUCAUCUGUCACUGGUCUACCGACUGAGAGUCUUUUGCGAAAUAUGAUACUUGGAAGACAAACAGAAUUAAUUUCAAGAUUCAGAGUCACUUAUUCUAUGAUUUUAAAUUUACAUCGAUCAUCUUCACUAACUCCACAGGACAUUAUGAAGCGUAGUUUUAUGGAAGCAGCAAGUCAUCGAUGGGAGACUAAACAAAGACAACAUUUAUCAGUAUUAAAUAAAAAGUUAAAUGAAACUACUAAAAUAAUUUCACAUAAUAAUAAUACUGAUAAUAAUAUUAGUAAUAUUAUCAUCCAGACAUCAACUAUUACGAUUUCAAAAUCCAUUGAGGGUACUAGCGAUUCGUUUAAAUCUCUGAUUGAUAGUCUUGAUGUACAGGUUAAAUGUCCACAUAAUGGAGUUGAAUGCUGUGAUUCCAUAGGUCAAUACUAUCAAUUGUGUCACAAAUAUCGUCUACUAACAAAUUCAAUUAUUUCUACACUUGAUGUAAAAUAUGCGCAACGUUUACAGCAAAUUUUUUGUCCCGGUCGUUUAAUAUUACUCCAGUUAAUAGUAAACCAGUCUCUUUGGUUAGUACCAGCCGUUAUUAUAAAUUACCAUUGGAAAACAAAGAAUAAUGAUACUGGAAAUCAAAUAAUGCUCAAUGUUAUUCUAUGGGAACUACCUGUUAAUUUACCGAAUUCGUUGACACUUAUCAAAAAACAGGAAGACGGACAGUCCUCAUCAUCAGAAUUAGUAUUAGUAGUAUCUGGAAGUGAUACUGUCACGUCUGAACAAAUGAAUAAUAACAAGAAUACUAAUUACUAUGAAUAUGAUGAAAUUGAAGAGGAAAUUCUACGUAAUUCCAUUAAUGAAGGUAGAACGACAACAAUAGCAGUUCCACCACAUUUAAUGCCAGUUUUUGUGCCAUUUUCAGUAUGCGAUGGGUAUUCACGUUUAACACGUCAAUCAGUUCCGUUAAGUGAUUCGCUUGUGAGAAUCUGCGAUCAAAUUGUUACCUUCCAAGAUAUGAGAUACAAUCUAGUUGAUGGUAAUUCGAAAUUACCUUUGAGUAUUUCAGAACUUUUAUUACAAAGCAUUAAACUACUAACUAAUAUUCGGCGAAAAGAUGAUACUAAAUUGUUAUCUGUCGAUGUCAAUGAUCAUCAGUUUGAUCAACAUUUACAAGUUAUUAAUUUGGCACUUUUUAAUUGUGUAAAUUCAGUAGUACCAAAAGAAUCAGCAUUAACAUCUGCGGUUUACUAUACUACUCUAAGAAAUACACCAAAACAAAUGGAUUUUAAAAAGGAUUUAAACCUUGUAAUGGAUGACGAGGAUAUUCCCUUAUUUGAUGAAUAUUCCACGCUGAAUGAUCAAUUAACAAUUCCUCUUGCAAACGGCACGAUAACAGCAUUCAGUUCAACAAAUCUAUUGAAAUGUCCAAAUUUACUGCAACAUUUAAAACUUGUUCAUCAAACAAUUCGUCGGAAAUUCGCUAUUAAGAGUAUCGAAAAUAAUUUAGCUAAUUAUCAGUUACAACUUUCUAAUGAAUAUACAGGACGUUUGAGUGUUCUGAAAGAACUUGGAUUUAUUGAUUCGGCAACACAAAGCUAUUGCCUUAGUUUUAAAGGUAAGAUAUUUGCAAUGCCUAAAUAAUCAUGGUUUGGUUGAAGGUUUUUGUAAUGAUUAGUUUAAUUUGUAGAUUUUAUUUGUCACAGACUAAACUCACUAAAGGUACCAUUGAAAACCUGGAAACACUGGACAACUGUUUCGUUUUAAUAUGCUACGCAUCUCCAUUGAGUACACACGAACUUGCCAAAGAUCAAAACUCAGGGCCUUGAGAUUGCUCAGUUAACGUUUCACCAUCAGAAUCACUGUUUUGGCGUCAGUUGGUACAAUUUCUUGUUCAAUCCACAAUAUGGCGCGAUGAUAAUCCGUUAUUUAUGGUAACAACUGUCACUUCCAACACGUUUGGACUCCACUAAUCACGAUUUUUUACUAGGACUUCACUGACAUCUUGAAGAAGUUUCGUGGAAAAUGUUUUGAAUUCGUAGGUUCCAUUCCUUACGGAUUGAUCCUAGUUGAGAUAGCUAUAUGAUUUUCAGUAGUAUCUCAAAUGAACUUUACUGUGACGAAAACGAGUCAUUCUUGAAUAAUAGUUUUAUCCUAAUGAUUUUAUUUAAAUUUUUAACAAAUGAGUAAAUAAAACUAAAGAUAGUCUCUAAUUUCUAAAGGUGUAAUCUAAGUACUUUUUGUUUUGUCAAAAAAUGUACUAUUUAUUGACAGAUGAAACAUCAGAGUGCAACCUAGAUUUUUGAUAAAUUUCCUUACACUUAGUUGUUUUUAAGAAUAGCACAUUGAUUUGGCAGAGAGGAAAUAUUAAUAUUUACACGUAAGUUUAUAUUUGCUUUGAUUUUUCUACAGGAAUUCGGAUUAAUUUCUGUACACUGAGAAACUUCUGCUGAAUUUAAUUCAUAGAUUUCCACAAUUUACCAGGCAGUGUAUUUCAAAAGAAUUAUUAUGUGAGGACAGUCAACGAGUGAACUCGAGGAAGCCCUAAGAAGCUCAGAGAGAGCCGAGGAUACUCCGUUUCUUCUACAUUCGAGCUCCCGAGAUGAAUCCCCGAACGAUUGAAACGGAGUCGGCUUUGUGUGAUCAAAGUCCUGCCGUCCCGUGGAUUUGGUUUAUGUGUCUUAUACACGUUCCGACAUUUCUCCGGACUAGGUUUUUUUGCAUGUGAAUUAACAAGUAAGGAAGUUUUAUUGACACAACUUUUACUCGACGGUUUUAUUGACGAUUUAUUGGCCCCUGAUAUUGCAGCUGUUCUCUCAGCGUUUUCCAAUGAACUAAGAGCACAAGAUCUUACUCCAGAAAAGACAACUAGCUAUUAUCUUAAAGAAUUAAUUGUUUCAAUAAAUUGUUCUUCUACUACUACAACUAAUUAUACAAGCAAUGUUAAUCUUCAUAAGGAUUUAGAAUGUAUUCCUCGUCAUUUACUUUUAGUAUUCAAGAACGUUUUCACUCGUGCCUAUGAGCUGGAAACAUUACAACGACUUCAUAACUUAACUGAUCCAUAUUUGGAAAGUCGACUCGAUCUACGUAUAGUUCCAUUAGUUUAUAAAUGGGCUAAUGGUUAUUCAUUUUCUGCAACCAUAUCAAAAUGUGAUAUACCAGAAGGUUCAAUAAUUAAAAGUUUACUACAAUUGGAUGAAUUAAUUCGUCAUAUUUCUGGUGCAUGUCGUCAAUUUGGUAAUCACAUUUUAAGCCUAAAAAUAGAUGAAGCUAGAGACUUAAUUCAUCGUGAUAUUGUUUGUUCACCAAGUUUAUAUGUUUUACAAGAUAUAAAAUUAGCUAGAGAUGAUUGAAUUAUAUAAUUUUGUGCUUAAUUUUGCACUCAAAACUACAAUUUUUUUUACUCCAACUUAAAAAGUAUUUUUUCCUAAAAAUACCGCUUUUCCAAAUCUUGUUUUAAGCGUUUCCUGCUUCGGUUUAUCACAUCAAAAUUACUUGUCAUAUGAUUUACGCUUUUCUGAAUGAUGUAUUCAUUACUACAUGUUAUGUCUUUUGGCCCUGUCAGUUUAUCAUGUGGUAAUAUCGCCAAAUAGAAUACGAUGUGUGUGACCUUGACUAAUAACGCAUCAUGCUAGUA
Schistosoma mattheei is the source of this 5794-nucleotide messenger RNA. Lineage: Eukaryota; Metazoa; Platyhelminthes; Trematoda; Strigeidida; Schistosomatidae. The record is from the annotation of a GenBank genome assembly.